This is a messenger RNA of Trematosphaeria pertusa, 645 nucleotides long. RefSeq lists its product as uncharacterized. Bases 1 to 645 code for a protein of 214 amino acids. The record is from RefSeq and is a predicted model, not a curated record. Gene Ontology annotation, molecular function: zinc ion binding. Lineage: Eukaryota; Fungi; Ascomycota; Dothideomycetes; Pleosporales; Trematosphaeriaceae. The transcript has a single exon.
AUGUCUCCGAUGAACGUUUACUUCCACACUCCUGAGGAUUUCCUCACCCACUGUCUCAAGGCCUUCACGCCGCGUAACAAGUCCGAGGAAUGCACCAUUUGCAUGGAGACGUGGAGCGAUGACUCCUCAGAAGCCGUCGCCGUCCCUUGCCACCACCAUUUUCACAGGACGUGUAUUCAGGAAUGGAUAGCCAGGGGCCGCGGCAAUUACAACUCGUGCCCAUACUGCCGCGAGACAUUCUUCGAACCGCCAGCCGACGAGAAGGAAGAGGGUAGCGACGACGAGGGACCGACGCUAUCGCAUAGCCCGGAAGAAGUCGCGGCCGCCACGGAGCUGCUGUUCGGAAACGAAAACGCAAUCAUCGCCCAAGCACGCAUGGCUUGGAGCCACGAACAGGAUCGACGCCGCACAGAGGAGAGCGACGGAACCGAGAUCGACUGGAGCUCACUGCUCGCCGACGCUUCCCUAGCCUACAAGGAGACCGCAGAGGGCCAGAUGCUAGAGGCGUUCGCCAAGGCCGAGUCAGUGGCUUUCAAGAUCUUAUGCCGCGAGUUGAUGGGCUGCGCCAGGAGGGCACGCGUGGAUUACUCGGCUUUGGGGGAGAUUUUAGAGAGUAUCGAGCAGUUAGAUUCCGAGGAGGAGUAG